CUCCAUUGCUGCAGGAGUGACCCGCAGAGGCCGAAGCAAUGGCCGGGGCCUCAGUGAAGGUGGCGGUGCGCGUCCGCCCCUUCAACUCCCGAGAGAUGAGCCGUGACUCCAAGUGUAUCAUCCAGAUGUCUGGGAGUACCACCACCAUCGUCAAUCCCAAGCAGCCCAAGGAGACACCCAAGAGUUUCAGCUUCGACUACUCCUACUGGUCCCACACCUCGCCCGAAGAUAUCAACUACGCCUCCCAGAAGCAGGUGUACCGGGACAUCGGUGAGGAGAUGCUCCAACACGCCUUCGAGGGUUACAAUGUCUGCAUCUUUGCCUAUGGGCAGACAGGCGCUGGCAAGUCCUACACCAUGAUGGGCAAGCAGGAAAAGGACCAGCAGGGCAUCAUCCCACAGCUCUGUGAAGACCUCUUCUCCCGGAUCAAUGACACAACCAAUGACAACAUGUCCUACUCUGUGGAGGUCAGCUACAUGGAGAUUUACUGCGAGCGAGUCCGGGAUCUCCUGAACCCCAAGAACAAGGGCAACUUGCGUGUGAGGGAGCACCCACUUCUGGGACCCUAUGUGGAGGACCUCUCCAAGCUUGCUGUCACCUCUUACAACGACAUUCAGGACCUCAUGGACUCUGGGAACAAGGCCAGGACCGUGGCAGCCACGAACAUGAACGAGACUAGCAGCCGCUCCCAUGCUGUCUUCAACAUCAUCUUCACCCAGAAGCGCCACGACGCGGAGACAGACAUUACCACGGAGAAGGUUAGCAAGAUCAGCUUGGUGGACCUGGCGGGCAGCGAGCGGGCUGACUCCACUGGUGCCAAGGGCACACGCCUCAAGGAGGGAGCCAAUAUCAACAAGUCACUGACCACGCUGGGCAAGGUCAUCUCAGCUCUGGCCGAAAUGGACUCAGGGCCCAACAAGAACAAGAAAAAGAAGAAGACCGAUUUCAUUCCGUACCGAGAUUCUGUGCUGACCUGGCUCCUCCGAGAGAACCUGGGUGGUAACUCGAGGACAGCGAUGGUGGCAGCCCUGAGUCCUGCAGACAUCAACUAUGAUGAGACGCUAAGUACACUGAGGUACGCUGACCGGGCCAAGCAGAUCCGCUGCAAUGCCGUCAUCAAUGAGGACCCCAACAACAAGCUGAUUCGCGAGCUGAAGGAUGAGGUGACCCGGCUGCGGGACCUGCUGUACGCCCAGGGUCUCGGCGACAUCACAGAUGCCAACACUGUGCCCGGAGGACCUAAAUUGACCAACGCCCUGGUAGGCAUGAGCCCCUCGUCCUCGCUCUCAGCUCUGUCCAGCCGUGCCGCCUCGGUGUCCAGCCUGCAUGAACGCAUCCUGUUCGCCCCUGGCAGCGAGGAGGCCAUUGAGAGGCUGAAGGAGACGGAGAAGAUCAUUGCUGAGUUGAAUGAGACCUGGGAGGAGAAGCUGCGGCGUACGGAAGCCAUCCGGAUGGAGAGGGAAGCGCUGCUGGCCGAAAUGGGUGUGGCCAUGAGGGAGGACGGUGGCACCCUGGGUGUGUUCUCUCCAAAGAAGACGCCGCAUCUGGUCAACCUGAACGAGGACCCAUUGAUGUCCGAGUGUCUCCUCUACUACAUCAAGGAUGGAAUCACCAGUGACUCCCGAGUGGGCCGGGAGGAUGCCGAGAGGCGGCAGGACAUUGUGCUGAGUGGACACUUCAUUAAGGAGGAACAUUGCAUUUUCCGGAGUGACUCCCGGGGGGGCAGCGAAGCAGUGGUGACCCUGGAGCCCUGUGAAGGUGCUGACACCUACGUCAAUGGCAAGAAGGUCACAGAGCCCAGUGUCCUGCGGUCAGGAAACCGCAUCAUCAUGGGAAAGAGCCACGUGUUCCGCUUCACUCACCCGGAGCAGGCGCGCCAGGAGCGGGAACGCACACCCUGCUCCGAGACACCCGCUGAGCCGGUGGACUGGGCCUUCGCCCAGAGAGAACUGCUGGAGAAGCAGGGGAUCGACAUGAAGCAGGAGAUGGAGCAGAGGCUGCAAGAGCUGGAGGACCAGUACCGCCGUGAGCGGGAGGAGGCCAAUUACCUGCUGGAGCAGCAGAGAUUGGACUAUGAGAGUAAACUGGAGGCCCUGCAGAAACAGAUGGACUCCAGGUACUACCCAGAGGUGAACGAGGAGGAGGAGGAGCCGGAGGAUGAAGUUCAGUGGACAGAACGGGAGUCUGAGUUGGCGCUGUGGGCCUUCCGGAAGUGGAAGUGGUACCAGUUCACAUCCCUGCGUGACCAGCUGUGGGGGAACGCCAUUUUCCUGAAGGAGGCCAAUGCCAUCAGCGUGGAGCUCAAGAAGAAGGUCCAGUUCCAAUUUGUCCUCCUCACGGACACACUCUACUCUCCGCUGCCUCCGGACCUGCUGCCCCCCGAGGCUGCCAAAGACAGGGAGACACGCCCCUUCCCCCGCACCAUUGUGGCCGUGGAGGUGCAGGACCAAAAGAAUGGGGCCACCCACUACUGGACGCUGGAGAAGCUCAGGCAGCGCCUGGACUUGAUGCGGGAGAUGUACGACCGGGCGGCUGAGGUGCCCUCCAGCAUCAUCGAGGACUGCGACAACGUGGUCACAGGCGGAGACCCCUUCUACGACCGCUUCCCCUGGUUCCGGCUUGUGGGCAGUUCAGUCAUCUCUGGCUGCAGCAGCUCCCCUCUUCUCAACACGUGCAUGAGCCAGCGCAUGGUUGCUCUCACCCCCUCCCCCACCUUCUCGAGCCCCGACUCCGACGUCACCGAGCUGGCCGAGGAGGAGGAGGACCUGGAGGAGGACGACGUCUUUCCGGAGCACGCGCUGUGCCACGGCCGGGACCCGUUUUACGACCGGCCCCCCCUGUUCAGUUUAGUAGGAAGGGCCUUCGUGUAUCUCAGCAACCUGCUGUACCCUGUGCCCCUGGUCCACCGUGUGGCCAUUGUCAACGAGAAAGGCGAUGUCAAGGGCUUCCUCCGAGUGGCCGUCCAGGCCAUCUCAGCUGAUGAAGAAGCCCCUGAUUAUGGUUCUGGCGUGCGCCAAUCAGGAACCGCCAAAAUCUCCUUCGAUGAUCAGCAUUUUGAAAAGUUCCAGUCCGAGUCCUGCCCCGUGGUGGGGAUGUCCCGCUCGGGGACCUCCCAGGAAGAGCUACGCAUUGUGGAAGGUCAGGGCCAGGGCGCUGACUCAGGGCCCUCUGCCGAUGAGGUCAACAACAACACCUGUUCAGCGGUUCCUACUGAAGGCCUCAUCCUAGACAGCCCAGAGAAAGCCGUGCUGGACGGGCCCCUGGACACUGCCCUGGACCACCUCCACCUAGGCAGCACCUUCACCUUCCGCGUGACGGUCCUGCAGGCAUCCAGCAUCUCUGCUGAAUACGCCGACAUUUUCUGCCAGUUCAACUUUAUUCACCGCCACGACGAGGCCUUCUCCACAGAGCCACUGAAGAACACGGGCCGCGGCCCACCACUUGGCUUCUACCACGUCCAAAAUGUGGCUGUGGAGGUGACCAAGUCCUUCAUUGAGUAUAUCAAGAGCCAGCCUAUUGUCUUCGAGGUCUUCGGACAUUAUCAGCAACACCCGUUCCCACCUCUCUGCAAGGAUGUGCUCAGCCCCCUGAGGCCCUCACGUCGGCACUUCCCGAGAGUUAUGCCGCUAUCCAAGCCAGUGCCUGCCACCAAGCUCAGCACGCUGACUCGGCCCUCCCCAGGGCCCUGCCACUGCAAAUACGACCUGCUGGUCUACUUUGAGAUCUGUGAGCUGGAAGCCAAUGGGGAUUACAUCCCAGCGGUGGUGGACCACCGAGGCGGGAUGCCGUGUAUGGGAACUUUCCUCCUCCACCAGGGCAUCCAGAGGCGGAUUACCGUGACGCUUCUGCACGAGACGGGCAGCCACAUCCGCUGGAAGGAAGUCCGGGAGCUGGUCGUUGGUCGCAUCCGGAACACCCCAGAAACGGACGAGUCUCUGAUUGACCCUAACAUCUUGUCUCUCAACAUCCUGUCAUCUGGGUACAUCCACCCCGCUCAGGAUGACCGGACCUUCUACCAGUUCGAGGCUGCGUGGGAUAGCUCCAUGCACAACUCCCUCCUGCUGAACAGGGUCACCCCAUAUCGGGAGAAGAUCUACAUGACUCUCUCUGCCUACAUUGAGAUGGAGAACUGCACUCAGCCGGCUGUGGUCACUAAGGACUUUUGCAUGGUCUUCUACUCCCGGGAUGCCAAGCUGCCUGCGUCCCGCUCCAUCCGUAACCUGUUCGGCAGCGGAAGCCUGCGGGCCUCAGAGAGCAACCGUGUGACGGGCGUGUAUGAGCUUAGCCUGAGCCACGUGGCCGACGCAGGCAGCCCAGGGAUGCAGCGACGCCGCAGGCGAGUACUGGACACAUCGGUGGCCUAUGUGCGUGGUGAGGAGAACCUGGCGGGCUGGAGGCCGAGAAGUGACAGCCUCAUCGUGGAUCAUCAGUGGGAACUGGAGAAGCUCAGCCUGCUGCAGGAGGUGGAGAAGACCAGGCACUACCUGCUCCUUCGGGAGAAACUGGAGGCUACCCAGCGGCCCGGCCCCGAGCCACUGUCCCCGGCCUCCAGCGAUGACUCUGAAUCCCGCAUCUCCUCUGGAGCCUCCUCCCCUCUCUCUGCCGAGGGCCGGCCACCACCCCCAGAGACCCCCAACGAGAGGCAGCGAGAGCUGGCUGUCAAGUGCUUACGGCUCCUCACACACACGUUCAACAGAGAGUACACCCACAGUCACGUGUGCAUCAGCGCCAGCGAGAGCAAGCUCUCUGAGAUGUCUGUCACCCUGCUGCGGGACCCUUCCAUGUCCCCUAUCGGGACGGUCACCCUCACGCCAUCCUCCACCUGUCCCUCUCUGGUUGAGGGGCGUUACAGCACAGACCUAAGGACCCCACAGCCCUGCUCCCGGCCAGCCAGCCCUGAGCCUGAGCCCCUGCUUGAGUUGGACACCAAGAAGUCCCCAUCCCCCGGCCAGGCCACUGAGGUGGUCAAGGAGCCACAGCGCCUGCUGGUGCCGGAGAUCCAGGAGAUCAGGGUCAGUCCCAUCGUCUCUAAGAAGGGUUACCUCCGCUUCCUGGAGCCACACACGGCCGGCUGGGCCAAGCGCUUCGUGGUGGUACGACGCCCCUAUGCCUACAUGUAUAACAAUGACAAAGACAGUGUGGAGAGAUUCGUGCUCAACCUGUCCACCGCCCAGGUGGAGUACAGCGAGGACCAGCAGGCCAUGCUCAAGACGCCCAACACGUUCGCCGUGUGCACGGAGCACCGAGGGAUUCUACUGCAGGCCAACAACGACAAGGACAUGCACGACUGGCUGUACGCCUUCAACCCCCUGCUGGCCGGGACCAUCCGGUCCAAGCUGUCCCGGAGAAGGUCUGCCCAGAUGAGGGUCUGA
Messenger RNA from Chrysochloris asiatica (Cape golden mole), 5372 nucleotides. It is a transcript of the gene KIF1A, whose product is annotated as kinesin family member 1A. Lineage: Eukaryota; Metazoa; Chordata; Mammalia; Afrosoricida; Chrysochloridae. The record is from RefSeq and is a predicted model, not a curated record. Gene Ontology annotation, molecular function: ATP binding; microtubule binding; microtubule motor activity. The coding region runs from base 39 to 5372 and encodes 1777 amino acids. Gene Ontology annotation, biological process: microtubule-based movement. The transcript is spliced from 48 exons.